Molecule: messenger RNA, 1029 nt
Organism: Pestalotiopsis fici W106-1
Lineage: Eukaryota; Fungi; Ascomycota; Sordariomycetes; Amphisphaeriales; Sporocadaceae
Product: 3-methyl-2-oxobutanoate hydroxymethyltransferase
Exons: 2
Coding region: 1-1029 (342 amino acids)
Biological process (GO): pantothenate biosynthetic process
Cellular component (GO): mitochondrion
Molecular function (GO): magnesium ion binding; 3-methyl-2-oxobutanoate hydroxymethyltransferase activity
Source: RefSeq, a predicted model, not a curated record
AUGUCUCCAUCCACUCUCAGGUCGUGUACCAUAUCGUUAUAUCGGGGUGUUCGCCCCGUUGCUCCCACAAGCAUAGUCAGACCCUUGUUGUCGUCCCUUGUUGGCCCAUACCACCACCAGCAGAGAUGGAGCUCGCACUCUCCCAUGGGCGUUCCCACAGGACCUCAAAGAAAAAAGGUGACUGUUGGGACUAUCCGCUCCCUGCACAAGAAGAAUGAGCCAAUCACUGUCCUCACUGCCCAUGACUUUCCCAGCGCCCUUGCAGCCGACAUUUCUGGUAUGGAUAUCAUCCUAGUUGGUGACAGUCUGGCCAUGGUGUCGAUGGGCAUGGAAGAUACAAGUGAGGUCACCGUCGAGGAGAUCUUGAUGCACUGUCGUUCCGUGGCACGUGCCUCCAAGGCAUCCUUUAUUGUCGGAGAUCUAUCCAUGGGCUCGUAUGAGAUCUCCCCAGAACAAGCCUUGGCAACAGCCAUCCGUUACGUCAAGGAAGGUCGCGUACACGGCAUCAAACUCGAGGGUGGCGCAGAGAUGGCACCAACUAUCAAGAGGAUCACGAGCGCAGGUAUUCCCGUCUUGGCACACAUUGGUCUGACACCUCAACGCCAGAAUGCCCUAGGUGGUUUCCGUGUGCAGGGCAAGACCUCCGCUGGCGCACUCAAGGUUCUUGAAGAUGCCAAGGCAAUAGAAGAAGCCGGCGCUUUUGCCACAGUCCUCGAGGCCGUGCCGGCAGAAGUCGCCGCAUUGAUUACAAAGGAGCUUUCCAUACCAACUAUCGGCAUCGGGGCCGGUAAUGGUUGUUCUGGUCAGGUCCUCGUUCAAAACGACAUGAUUGGUAAUUUCCCUCCAGGCCGGUUCCUCCCCAAAUUUGUCAAGCAAUACGGCAAUGUCUGGGGAGAGACCAUUCGCGCCAUCGAGUCGUACAAGUCGGAAGUCAAGGCGCGCCAGUAUCCCGCGGUCGAGCACACAUAUCCGAUAAGUGAUGGUGAGCUAGAGUCGUUCCAGGCUGCCUUGAAGAAGGAAAAGGCGUAA